CCUCCGUCCCCGUGUGCUUCCCCGGGCUCCUUCCCUUCCCUCGCCUCCGAGCUCUGGCGAGGCCCGGGCCCGGCCGCAGGGGCGAGCCCCUGGCACAAGAGCUUCGGGGAGAGCGCGGUUUUUUCCCGCUCUGCGGACCAAGGGGCUGCUUUUGCUCCGGUUUCGGUGAGGAAACCGCUUAAAAUUGUGUAAAGGAGGCCCCGGCCGCGUUCUCCUUGAGGAGCUGUGAGGAAUGCCUGUCAGAAAGCAAGAGCUUGCUGGAGAUGUGAAGCAGCAUUGUCUGUUAGCAUUGUUGCUUUUUCCCGGCACCCAUAGAGGGUUGUGUAACCCAAUAAAUUGCAAAUGAGAAGCAAAGUGAGAUGACUUAACUUGUUUUACAAUAUAUGACUAAUGGCUGGCAUGGUCUGUGAGAUCGCUGAAGUAUAGCAGCGUUGGGAAGCAUCUCUCACCUUAUGCCUCACUGUUUGUGCUACCCCAAGUUCUCUGUGUCUUUUCUCAGUUGUGCACAGGUUGGUUAAUCCCAGGAAUAUGAAUUUGGGCAGAUACGUGCCUAAAAUCAACAGCAAACUCUCUUUCUGAUCUCCUCGCUCUCUGGCCUCAACAGAGGGUUUGUUUUGGAGUAAAAAAAUAAUUGAAAAGGCUGUUUUGGUUUCCAUUUAAAGAUGAUUAAAAUGUGGUUGUGUUUUUCUUUAGAAUUUGUGUAGAGGGGUAAACUGUCUGGAUUUCUUUUUUUCUGUCUGUGAGUAGGAAUUUCCAGCAGAUUACAUAGAUGUUUAGAAAAGCAGGUAUUUGGUUCCGAUAGAAGGUGAAUAUUUGUGAUGCCAUUUGAAGAAAGCAUUUGUUAGCCAAGAUAUUUUGGUGAUCAGGUGUUGAAACCAAAUGUCAAUGACUGUGACUUCAUGACAAAAAUAAGGGUGGAAGGAAGGUAAUAUUUAUAUUUUUAGUGGAAAAUGGAAGCUUCUGGUCUCUUCCUUUCCCAGCUGCCUGCAGGGAGCCUGCAGCUCACUCUCUACCAGUAUAAAACGUGUCCUUUCUGCAGCAAAGUCCGAGCUUUUCUUGAUUAUCAUGGACUGCCCUAUGAAAUUGUGGAAGUGAACCCAAUAAUGAGGAAAGAGAUCAAAUUCUCUUCUUACAGAAAGGUGCCUAUCCUGCUAGCCAAUGCUGGAAGCCCUCUGCAAUUGAAUGACUCUUCGGUGAUCAUCAGUGCAAUAAAGACCUAUCUCAUUUCCAAGAGGAAUAGCUUAGAAGAGAUUGUGUCCUUUUAUCCUCCUAUGAAAACUGUGACUGAGCAAGGCAAGGAGGUAUUUGAGUAUGGGAAUAAAUACUGGCUUAUGCUGGAUGAGAAGGAGACAAAGCGAGUCUAUCCUGUCAAAGAAGUGAGAGUGGAAGAAAUGAAAUGGAGAAAAUGGGCAGACGAUUGGCUUGUUCACCUCAUCUCCCCCAAUGUUUACCGUACCCCCAGAGAAGCCUUGGCAUCUUUUGAUUACAUUGUCCGCGAGGGAAAGUUUGGCACUGUGGAAGGUUUCUUUGCCAAGUACAUGGGGGCUGUUGCAAUGUUCUUCAUUAGCAAGAGGCUGAAAAAGAGACAUCACCUUCAAGAUAAUGUCCGAGAAGACUUGUAUGAAGCAGUUAAUGAGUGGGUAAAAGCUGUUGGUAAACAUCGACUGUUCAUGGGUGGAACCCAGCCGAACCUUGCUGACUUGGCGGUGUAUGGGGUCCUCCGAGUCAUGGAGGGGCUGGAAGCCUUUGACGACAUGAUGGUUCACACCAAGAUUCAGCCUUGGUACCAGCGCAUGGAAGAAGUCAUUCAAAAAGCUGAAGUUGCAGUCUGAUGCCAGCUGCAGCUGCCUUCCCGAAGUACUUGCAUGGUAAAAAAAACUUCAGAAGGGAUGGCAUUUAUUUUUUUUAAGAGUUGAAUGGACUGGUUCACACCUCAUGGACUGAUGUGCAGACACAGAGACUGUCCCGUUUAGAGGAUCAAGUGUCAGUGAGCACAAGGGAUCCAGCUGGGUGCAUGUUUGACCACCAUAUUUAGAAGGGCGGGGACAGAUAAAGGGAAGGGAUCUUGGAGGCUGCUGGAAAGGAGAAGCUCUGAACUGAAGAAUGCAGCAAAUAGGCUUCUUGUAGGCGAGAGCCAUUCUCGGAGCAGGUUACUGUAAAAACGAGCCGCUCUUGGCUAAUAAGUGUUACAGCCGUAUCGGAUAUGGUAGGUCUGAGCAGCUUUUGCUUCAGGCUGUCUUCCGCUACUCAUCCGUGUCAUCGGAAGUGUUUUCCUGACUGAGACACUGGAUACUAGUUUUUAAAUGAUAAUUUUUCCAGCAAUAGAAUCCUGUAAGCCCAGUGGCCAGGGGAACUGGAGUAAUCCACGGUACUGGGAAAGGCAUCCUUCCUGUGAUGGAAACGAUGCUGCACUUGGCAGAUUGUGUGCUUUUACUCUUCCAUGUAAACGGUUCUUUCAGUACUUGAUUCUGUACGGUCUGCAAGGAUAAAGGCUUGCUUCUUCUG
This is a messenger RNA of Egretta garzetta (little egret), 2505 nucleotides long. It is a transcript of the gene PTGES2, whose product is annotated as prostaglandin E synthase 2. Bases 951 to 1832 code for a protein of 293 amino acids. Gene Ontology annotation, molecular function: prostaglandin-E synthase activity. The transcript has 6 exons. The record is from RefSeq and is a predicted model, not a curated record. Gene Ontology annotation, cellular component: mitochondrion. NCBI's taxonomy places the organism in Eukaryota, Metazoa, Chordata, Aves, Pelecaniformes, Ardeidae.